CAGUUUGCUGAACUGAACACAUCUCAAGAUGAAGACGAUCGCUGGUUUUGUAUUCGCUUUGGCAUCCGCUGCGGCAGUGCAAGUGGGCUUUGCACCAGCAGCUACUAGCUACAUCUAUAGGAGCGACAACGGUGGCCCCGGGAACCUAGUCCAGCUGGGAGGACACGGCUAUGAGCAGCCACAGCUGUUCGCACCACUACCCCUUGCCCAACCCAUCAAAGCCCUCGAAGCUUACGACCUAGUCCCGGCACCAUUACCCUACAUAGCCGCUAAACCUAUCGCAGUUCUAGAUGCAGAAGACGACGAAGGCUCAGAUGAAGAAUCAGCCGAGUACAACGGAGGCCAUGGAAUAGGAUACGAGAAAGGAGCCGGCAAUGACUAUGGAGAAGAACACCACGCUGCGCACGGUGAGAAAGGCAGCAAAGGUUUCAGCACGAAAGGUCACCAUGAGAAGGGUCAGUCCGGCAGCUAUGGCAAGGAACACGGCGAGGGAUUCUACGAGGAAGGCGAUGGCAAGAAGAAAAUCUACCAUGACGAGGCCGGCGCUCACGGCAAGCAUUAUGAAGCAGGCAAGGGUUACAAGGGGGGAGACCACGGACACAAGAAGCACUUCAGCAAGGGCGAGGAGGUGACUGGCUACCACAAAGUGUUCAACAAGGAUGAGUUCAAGAAGGACCACGACUUCUACGACGUAGCAGACAAGAGCGGACACUUCAAGAAACACGGCUACGAGAACAAACAUCACGGGUCCGAGGCGAGCGGUCACAAGAAGGGCGGACAAGGUGAAUCUGGCUACAACAAGGGUGAUUUUGGAAAAGGUGGAUAUUAUGCUAAGGGUCAUGUUGAUGACGAUCAUGAGGGUCACUCUGCUGAGGAAGGUGAUGAGAGCCAUUACGAGCAUGGCGAGGACUAUGGUAAGAAAGGCGGCACCGCCGAAGAGAAGGAAUACGCGUACAGUGACAAUGGAGAUGACGACGACGACAAGGAAUGA
Messenger RNA from Papilio xuthus (Asian swallowtail), 991 nucleotides. Its product is annotated as oleosin-B3-like. The coding region runs from base 29 to 991 and encodes 320 amino acids. The transcript has a single exon. NCBI's taxonomy places the organism in Eukaryota, Metazoa, Arthropoda, Insecta, Lepidoptera, Papilionidae. The record is from RefSeq and is a predicted model, not a curated record.